AUGGAAAGCGCCGACCAAGAGGUCACGACGUUGCUGGAGCAGCUCCAAGGAGCGGCCAAUAAGGCCGAACAACUCGAGUUCUUUACACACGUACAGGAAAUUAUACAACAUCGUGAUCCCUCGGGUCCAAAGCGACAUGUUCUUUGUCAUGUCCUGCCGUUAUUUGGACAAGUAGUGCAGAUUCAAAAUGCGGCUCUUGUGGCUGGUGUUUUGCAGUUAAUUGCUCAAGAAGUGGUCGUUCUUAUCAAGAAACAAUCAAUCGAGACACUGGACGUGGUCGUGACGGUCUUGACGGGACUGUAUGAUGUCUGUCACACGAUCUUACUCUUGAGUUAUUCAACAGAAAAGAAUGUGGUCUUGGCACUGCAAUUGGUACUGAAGACGCUGCAUUUGAGUUUCCAAGUCAUGAUACAAGCUGAGAGAAUGGAGAAUCAAUUGCUGAAUGAGUCGAGCAAGUGUUGGGACGCUUUGAUUCGUUGUUUACAAGCUACAGGAGAUCUGAUAACUAAUCCUCCGGAGACGGGGAACAGGAAUAGUCGUAGUCCCAUGGUCUGGUUACGAUCAUGGAAGCUUGUGGAGAGUGGGGUGAUGCUGUUUAGUACCGCACAAGAUGCGUCAGUGUAUCGAGAUCCAAUGCGAUCGAACGUCCAGCCAAAUAUCUGCAGUUUGGACCAGUUGAGUGACACGAAACAAAUGGUUCUGAAUAAGAUAAAGCUCGAGGAGUUUGGCGUCGUUUUACUGCAACGCAUGUGUGAGGUUGCUGCUAAUGCAGUGGAAGCAAAACUACUUUUAUGGACGAGACGAGAAUUGAGUGUAGUGGUGAACUCCCUGUCGCUGCUUGCAGCUGUGCGGCCGCAGCAUAUGACACAUAUUCUGCCAAAACUUGUUGCUCUGUCGAAUGCAAUUUCAAUGCCUGGGGUGCACAAGACAUUGACGGCAAAUUUGGUCAAAUUACUUAGUCACCCAGCGGCACAGGCAUUUGCAGAUGAAGUGACGGACGCUUUGAUUGCUGUAGGGGCGUCUCAACGCGCAUUUGCUGCGAUUAGUAAGAGUAAAGAACAACGAAGAAGAUAUACAUCUGCACCGACGGAGGCUUCAUUACGUAGAGCAAGGAUUGGUAAACGCACAGCAGCACAGUCUAUCACAGAGCGAGUGGAGAAUGCCAAUGCGCACGCCAAGCGCAGACGUGUGAAUCUAUCGGGGUCGUCAGCUGCUCUGAUCUCUCAAGAGAAGGUGACUCAUGACGGAAUUGUAAAUAUGCAAGCUGUGGAAGUAGCCAACGUAGUGCUGGAGAGCUUCGCUUCCGCCAUGCCUACUCCAGCACCACCUGACGUUCAAUUGGAGCUGGUGCCGAGCGCAUUGAAGACGAGGAUGUCGUCUUUGCUUGCAAAGCUUGCAACUCCUUCGUCAGCGCUUGCAAUUGAGAAAAGUGCUAAACGAAUGCGUGAUCCUCGCCUCCGGCGUGAUCCAAGACUGCAAACGCAAAACAAGGAGCAGCCGGCUCUUGUGCCGAUUUUUGAUGAGACAGUCAUCGAAGAAGUGAGCGACUGGAUAUCGAAGAACGCCGCUACAAUUGCAGAGCCACUGGUAUCUGUAUCGGAGGAUAAUAUGGUGCAAGUGCAUUUAAAGUCCGAGACCCCCACGUGGCGUCAUGAAAUGGCCAUCGAUGCUCUCGUUCGGAUCUUGGAAAAUGAAUAUGGGGUAAAAAUUCGAGGUAACGAAACGUUGCGUGAAGGCAUUAUCUGUCGACUCGCAGCAAGCCCGUGGCUUCUUAGCACGGAUGAAAACAAUGAGUUGAAAUCGGGGACGUCAGAUAAUUUGCCAAAACUGCCAUUUAUUUAUCAGAGGAUUUUUGAUUUCGUUCUGCGUGAUUAUUCGGUGCGCUCAACAUUGGCAACAAAUCUGCUUUGCCAAGAGUACAUCCGUGCCACGGCUUCUCAGUUAAACACGGUCGCCGCCAAGGAAGCAGCCGCUUCUGGCGGCAGUACUGAUUAUCAGAUCUACCAGGCAUCCGUGAACUACUUCUUUGAUGUGCUACGAAAGAAGAUGGAUCUUUCUUCAGCGGCAGACAAGAAAUUGUUUGGGAUUCUGGUAGCGCAAUUACCACGAAUUCCAGUGGAAAUUCUUCGUAUUAUCGUAGCGCUGUUCGAUGAGAAGGCUGGAAUUGUGCUAGGCAUCACUUUGCUGCGUGAUCUAGCAAAGGAACGGAAGGCAUGCCAGGCGCCGUGUCUGUUAAUUCUAUUGCGAUAUACAUGUCACGAGGACGAGCACUGUCGCAAUUCUGCCAUUCGCUGUGUGGCUAAUCAGAUGUAUGGAAUUAGUGCCCUUAAAAUCGACAUUGAAGAUUUUGCGAUCAAGCUGGUUAAUUCGCUGCGAGAACCAGUAAAAUCCAGUGAUGAGAGUGUGUCAGUCGAUGAGGUGAUGCCUGAGGCUGUAGUCGAGGAUGAAAAUGAUGUGAAACCAAUUCUCGAAGAAUUCAUUGAACCAGAGGAAAAAGAUGACAACUGGCUGAAGAAUAAGGUGAAACAAAUUGCUCUUGCUGACAAGAGUACUUGUCACGAACUGCGCACUUAUGCUUACGAAGUUGAAGGUAAAACUGAUUUGUCGAAACAUUUGGAUAGCGAGCCGGAGAUUCUCCGGCGGUUAGAAUUAUACCUGGCGCUGUGUGCGAAGAAGCCAUCACUUCUGACACACUUGGUGGCAACGUACGCAUACGCUUCUGAGACCGUACGCCAAUCGAUUUUCCGAGCAAUCGAAAAGCUCAUCAAGCAUCUUAAGCAACGCGGAAGCGUUAAUGUUGUUGCUCAAUUGCACGGGUAUGAGCCGAAUGCCCUUGGGCUGGUUUGCCACGUUAUUCAGAUCUUGUCAAUUCGAGGUCGGCCGAACGAAGCAAGCUCGUCGGGUACGGAUGAAUUCGUCCAACAGAUUUUGGAGUUGUAUCAUAGUCAUGGACACAUUCCGGACUCUAUCUCCGUGCUGAUCCCUGUCUUGCCUAGCAUCCGUGGUGAGAUCUUGUUCCCUUUAUUGCCUGAGCUGCUAUCCCUGCCCCAAGCUCGACUGGCAGUCGCCAUUACGCGGCUAUUAGAGGCGAUGCCUCCGCAAAUGGUAGCUCCGAUUGAUUUACUUGUGGCACUACAUCAUGUGGAUCUCAAGACCGAUCCAACCAUGCAAAAGAAGGUUAUCAACGCUAUUAACUUCUGUGUGGAGCACCGCCACGCCUUUCCGUCAGACGUGCUGCUCCACGUGUGUCGUGUGCUGGUCAAGGAGGAAAAGAUAUCGAAACUUUCGCUUCGCACUCUUAUUCUUAGCGUAACAGCAUAUCCAACGAUGCAGCGCGACAUGGCUUCGGUCUUGGGUAUUCUCGUCGACAGAAAGGUUUGGGAAAUGGAGGACGCGCUGUGGAAGGGUUUCGUCAAGUGCUCGGCACUGAUUCAGCCGGCAUCGUUCCCUCUGCUGCUUCGUAGACUCCCCGUUGCUCAGCUUGCAUUGCUGUUAAAAGAGGAAACAGAGUUGCGUGUCUUGUUGCGCGAGUUCUCUUUCACUGCCGGUCCUGAUGGCCAGCCACUGGACCUUUCGUCUGAGAUUAAUGCGCUCCUUGAAGAUCCUGUCGAGCAAGUCAAGGAUGAGAAUGUUGAUGAGGCUGAAACGACGGAGCUAGCAAUGAAGAUGGAGGUAGACAACACUGACCCCGUUAAACUGGAGCCUAGCGAAGUAAGCGCAUGCAGUUAG
Messenger RNA from Peronospora farinosa, 3729 nucleotides. The record is from the annotation of a GenBank genome assembly. Lineage: Eukaryota; Oomycota; Peronosporomycetes; Peronosporales; Peronosporaceae.